This is a messenger RNA of Lotus japonicus, 1359 nucleotides long. RefSeq lists its product as uncharacterized. The coding region runs from base 41 to 1114 and encodes 357 amino acids. Gene Ontology annotation, molecular function: flavin adenine dinucleotide binding; electron-transferring-flavoprotein dehydrogenase activity. Lineage: Eukaryota; Viridiplantae; Streptophyta; Magnoliopsida; Fabales; Fabaceae. The transcript has 4 exons. Gene Ontology annotation, cellular component: cytoplasm. The record is from RefSeq and is a predicted model, not a curated record.
GAAAGCAUUUGCAGCAGCAGCAGAAAGCAAAGAAUCGAAAAUGGAGAAGCAGCAAGGUGGACCCAGAGUGGUGAUCAUUGGAGGCGGCGUCGCUGGUUCUAUGGUCGCUAAAUCGCUUCAAUCCCAUGCCCAUGUCACCCUCAUUGAUCCGAAGGAUUAUUUUGAGAUUACAUGGGCAAGCUUGAGGGCAAUGGUUGAGCCACCCAUUGCGGAGAGGUCGGUGAUCAACCAUAGAGAAUACUUCACCAAUGGCAACAUUAUCACGUCCAGUGCUGUCAAUGUGACAGAAACCGAAGUAUUGACUGCAGAUGGCAGUCAGAUUGGCUAUGAUUAUCUUGUUAUUGCCACUGGCCAUGCAGAUCCUGUCCCCGUAAGUAAGAGUGAAAGGCUGAAUCAGUAUAAAGAAGAAUAUCAGAAGAUAAAAUCUGCUCAUUCUAUUCUGAUUGUUGGAGGAGGUCCCACUGGCGUGGAACUUGCUGGGGAGAUAGCUGUUGAUUUUCCAGAUAAGAAGCUUACACUAGUACAUAAAGGACCAAGGCUGCUGGAAUUCAUAGGGGCUAAAGCUGCUGAUAAGACUCUAAAAUGGUUGAAAUCAAAGAAUGUUGAGGUGAGACUAGAGCAAUCAGUUGACGUUAACACCGUCACAGAUGGACAUUAUCGAACUUCAGCUGGAGACACCAUUAAGGCAGACUGUCACUUCUUAUGCAUAGGGAAACCGCUUGCUUCUGCAUGGCUUAAGGAAACUGUGUUGAAGAAUGACUUGGAUGCUCAGGGAAGGAUUAAGGUAGAUGAGAAUUUGAAAGUCAAGGGCCGGAACAACAUUUUUGCAAUUGGUGAUAUUACAGAUAUUCCAGAAAUGAAGCAAGGGUAUUUGGCAAAGAUGCAGGCUGAAGUGGUUGUGAAGAACUUAAAACUGAUUAUAGGUGGAGCAAAAGAAUGCAGGAUGGGAACUUACAAGCCACAUUCAGGAUUGGCAAUAGUUUCACUUGGGAGGAAUGAUGCGGUGGCACAGUUCCCACUCUUGACAAUCAGUGGAAGAAUUCCUGGCUUGAUCAAAUCUGGAGAUUUGUUUGUUGGUAAAACAAGAAAAGGAUUGGGACUCAACCCUAAUUAAUAUUAAGCUUGACUCGGUAUUAUGCAUAAAAAACCUCAAUUUGUUUUUUGGUUUGUGUACAUUAUUGGUAUGUUUUAGUAGGUUCUUUCCUAUGAAGAAUUUACUUGUACACCAUCUGUGUGCUGAUAAGUGGUGUUUAUGGAGAAAGAAUGGUGUGACCAAAAGCAGGAUACAAGUGUUACAGUUGAAUUAUUGUAGCAUUGACAUACAUGGUUUAAUAAAAUUGAUUGGAAAAUUAGUUGGUC